GGGCGGGGGGCCGGGCGCCCCGAAGCUCCGCCAUGAAGUCUCGGCAGAAGGGUAAGAAGAAGGGCGGCUCGAAGGAGCGGGUGUUCGGGUGCGAUCUGCUGGAGCACCUGCAGCACUCCGGCCAGGACGUGCCCCAGGUGCUGCGGAGCUGUUCCGAGUUUGUGGAGGAGCACGGCGUGGUGGACGGGAUCUACCGGCUCUCGGGGGUGUCCUCCAACAUCCAGCGGCUUCGGCAGGAAUUUGAGGCGGAGAGGAAGCCGGAUCUGGGGAAGGAGGUCUACCUGCAGGACAUCCACUGUGUCUCCUCCCUGUGCAAGGCCUAUUUCCGGGAGCUACCCGACCCCCUGCUCACCUACCGACUCUACGACAAGUUCGCCGAGGCGGUGGCCGUUCAGAUGGAGGCCGAGCGCCUGGUGAAGAUCGGCGAAGUCCUGCGGGAGCUGCCCGACCCACACUACAGAACCCUGGAGUUCCUCAUGCGACACCUGGUCCACAUGGCAUCGUUCAGCGCCCAGACCAACAUGCACGCCCGCAACCUGGCCAUCGUGUGGGCCCCCAACCUGCUGCGGUCGAAGGACAUCGAGGCGUCGGGGUUCAACGGGACGGCGGCUUUCAUGGAGGUGCGCGUCCAGUCCAUCGUGGUCGAGUUCGUCCUCACGCACGUCCAGCAGCUGUUCGGAGGCGCCCCCCUGCCCGGUGGAGAAGCAGAGGGCGGGCGUCGGUCCCUGCUGCUGGGGGUCCCGAGAGCCCCCGUCGGGCCGGGGGUCUUCGAGGAGGUCAGCGGCCGGAGCCCCUCCAGCCACCUGCCCAGCAUCCUGCAGGCCGGAGACGGGCCCCCCCAGAUGCGGCCAUACCACACCAUCAUAGAGAUCGGGGACCACAAGAGAAAGGGCUCACUGAAGGUCAGGAAGUGGAGGUCCAUCUUCAACCUGGGCCGGUCCGGGCACGACACCAAAAGGAAAACCCACCGUGGGGGGGAGAAGCUGGGCAAGGGGAGCCUGCGGCCGGCCAAGAGCAUGGACUCCCUCAGUGCUGUCUGCGCUGUCUGUGACGAGUCCGAGGAGCUCCCCGGCUCCGACAGCCCCCGGCCGGGCCCGUUGGAUGGCGACAGCCAGGAGGACGUCUCGGCGGCGGCGGCGGAGGGUUUCCCGGAGGCGGGGACGGAGACGAGCUCGGCCCCGGGGACCCCUCGGGCGGGCCGGCCGGGGGUGGGGGUCCGGGGUCCCUGCUCGCGGGCGGAGCGCUGCGCGGGGGUGCACAUCUCCGACCCCUACAACGUCAACCUGCCGUCGCACAUCACGUCCAUGCUGAGCGGGCCGCCCACCAUCGUGUCCAACGUCAGCCUGGCCCGCCUCACCCGCGGCCUCGAGUGUCCCGCCCUCCUGCCCCGACCCGCCAACGCCGCCAACGCCGAAAACGCCGAAAACGCCGCUAACGCUGACGCCGAAAACGCCGAAAACGCUGACAACGACUCCAACGCCGAAAACGCCUCCAACGUCGACGAGAAGGCAGAAGCGUCCCCGGUCCCCGUCCCCGCCGAGGCGGCCGGCACAGAGGUGGCUCGACUGUCCCAGGAAGUGCAGGAUUCCUUCUCCUUCCUGGAAGACCUGAACGGCUCCGAGCAGGACUGGGGCGGCGGGGAGGGGCAGGGGGCCGGCGGCCGCCUCCCGAGGCCCCUCUCCCUCGCGGACGAUGACCCCCUCUACGUGGGCGACCCCUUCUACUCAGGCGCCGGGCUGCAGGUGGAGGAGUUCUCGGUGGAGCCGCCCCUGGACGAGCUGUCCCUGGAAGAGGCGCCCUUCGUCCUGGCUCCCGCCUGCUGCUCCCUGGACGGCAGGGCCCCCACGCCGGAGGAGAGCGGGGACGAUGUCUUCUUGAGCGCCUACGACGACCUGAGCCCCCUGCUGGGGUCCGGGACCCCUGACGGCGAGGCCCGCUGGGCCCCCGAGGAGGCGUGGAGAGGGGGAGGGGGAGGGGCCGGAGAAGGUCAGGAGGCCCCAGGAGAAGCCAACGGGAGUCAGGAGGUCCAGGCGGAGGCUGGAAAGGAGAUGGAACGGGAGCGGAUCCAGGCUUCAGGCCGCCUAGAAGACCCUGAGGCCAGAGGGGAGGAGGCCUCGGGGGCCCGGGAGGCCGAGGGAGGCCGGGAGGGAGGAGAAAACGGCCCCCUGGCCACGGGGGCCCAGCCCCCGGCGGCCGCCGGGUUGGAGCCGGUGGGCCCGGGCUACCCGAGGCCCGUGGCACCGGAGCGCUGGCCCCCGUGCCCCUCCCCUCCGCCCCCCAGCCCCACGGGCAGCGUGGGCAUGCGGCUGGCCUCCACCCUGGUCAGGGUGCAGCAGGUCCGCUCCGUGCCCGUGGUCCCCCCGAAGCCGCAGUUCGCCAAGGUGCCCUGCGCCCUGACCAGCAAAAUCCACGUGGCCCCCGCGGCCCCCUGCCCGCGGCCCGGCCGGCUGGACGGCUCGCCCGCGGAGGGGGUCUCGGCCGCCCGGGCCCAGAGGGCCUCCUGGAGGAACGGGGGCAGCCUGUCCUUCGACGCGGCCGUGGCGCUGGCCCGGGAGCGGCAGCGGACGCAGGCCCCCGCGGCCGUCCGGCGCACCCAGACCUGCGGCCCCCCGCCCUGCGGCCCCGUUUCUCCCCACGGCCCCCGGCCCCUCAGCUGCGUGGGCUGCACCCUGCCCCGGGACCCCCCGCUCGGGGGCUCGGAGAGGGCUGACCCCCGCAGCCGGCUCAGCCUGCCCCCGCCGGCCUCCCGCCCCCUGGAGUCCCCCGUCCCUCUCCAACGCAGCUCCUACGCUUUCGAGGUGCGGGCAGCGGGCCUGGGGGAGGAGGAGGAGGAGGGGGGGGACCGGGCGGGGCUCUGA
Messenger RNA from Ornithorhynchus anatinus (platypus), 2858 nucleotides. It is a transcript of the gene ARHGAP30, whose product is annotated as Rho GTPase activating protein 30. Lineage: Eukaryota; Metazoa; Chordata; Mammalia; Monotremata; Ornithorhynchidae. Gene Ontology annotation, biological process: small GTPase-mediated signal transduction. Gene Ontology annotation, molecular function: GTPase activator activity. The record is from RefSeq and is a predicted model, not a curated record. The transcript has 14 exons. The coding region runs from base 33 to 2858 and encodes 941 amino acids.